Molecule: messenger RNA, 486 nt
Organism: Didymodactylos carnosus
Lineage: Eukaryota; Metazoa; Rotifera; Eurotatoria; Philodinida; Philodinidae
Source: the annotation of a GenBank genome assembly
AUGAUCAAUCCUCAUCGCGUUGCAGAACUGUUAAGUAAUUUAAUUUCUGAGCGUUUAUCUUUGGAUAAUCGCAAUAAUACAGAUAGUAAACGUGAUGAAGAAGUUGCUAAACAUUUAUAUGAUCACGUCGAAUCGAUUCUUGAAAGUUCACAAUAUUCUUUCGAAAGUGAACAUACUAUUGAUUUUAACGAUGAUUCUAAUGCCGAACAACUACAAGAUAAUGAAGAGGAGGAUGAAGAUGAUGAAGAGGACGAGCAGCAACAAAUGAAUAAUGAUGACGAGCAAUUUGACGAAGAAUUCAUGGAAGUAGAUAAUGAUCAACACCACCAUGUACAAAAGGAGUUUUCUAUUCCAUACAUGAAGCAAGCUAUUGAUUUUUAUGAUCAGAUAAACGAAAAAACAGGGAGGAAAAGCCAUUCUUGGAAAGCAUUUCAACAUCGUUUUCCAAAAGUGAAAAAUCGUAGCUAUAAACAUACACAGGUAUGA